This is a messenger RNA of Lutzomyia longipalpis, 3920 nucleotides long. Its product is annotated as RNA polymerase II-associated protein 1. NCBI's taxonomy places the organism in Eukaryota, Metazoa, Arthropoda, Insecta, Diptera, Psychodidae. Gene Ontology annotation, biological process: transcription by RNA polymerase II. The record is from RefSeq and is a predicted model, not a curated record. The coding region runs from base 82 to 3465 and encodes 1127 amino acids. Gene Ontology annotation, cellular component: nucleus. The transcript has 5 exons.
ACAGCCAAACAAAAAAGUAAACAAACACGCAAUUUCAUAUUGUUUGGAAAUUCUCAAAAUUCAUCCGGAAAAUAGAGGAAAAUGCUUAAAAGACCAAAAGCAACGGAUUCUGAGAAGGAUAUUCUUCAAUUCCAGAAUGAAUAUCUCGAUGAGAAGCGACGAAGUAGCUCAUUUCAGCCCUCAGCAAAAGUUGUACGAGUUGGGGAAGCUUCUCAAACAGGGAAGAAACAAUCACUGUUUGCCAAGUCAAGGAAUAAGGAAGCUCAAGAGAAAGAUUCAUCAGCUGACACCACGCAGAAGGGCUUUGUAAUUGGAGAUAUUGUUGAGAGGCACCCGGAAGGGUUUCAGGGAGAAGGAAGUUAUCCUGUGGUUGCCCAAGAGUCCUUCCCACGGACUGAAAAGAUCGACAUUAAUGUAAAGAGUGAAGGGAAGAGUAUAUUUGCAAAGCUCCGGGAAGAAAAAGUCAAGAAAAUCCAUCAGAAUGAGAAGCAAGAUGUGAAAGAUUUCCGGGAAUUUGGGGAAAAGAGCUUCAUUCUCACAGGAGCAGAGUCUUCUUCAAUCCACGAGGAGAAUGUGAGAGUUCUCUCCCAGAUGUCCAAAGAAGAGAUUGAGAUUGAAAGAGAAAGAUUGAUGAAAUCUCUUGAUCCGAAACUUCUGGAAUACAUCCGGUCAAAGAGAAAGACUCCUCAGGCACCUCAAGUGAUGGAUGUGGAGGAGUCCACCAAAAUAGAAGCUCCUCAGCAAAUUGAACUUCCUGAAGUGCCCAUCCUGGGGGAUGAGGAGAGACAGAAUUGGCUGCAUUUUGACAAAUUCGAAGCUGAUAAAUUCCAAUGGAUGACUUCGGUGCCAAAAAACAUCCCAAAGCUCAAGAAAGGUGAAGCUUUCGAGGCUCGUUUCGAUUGGAAGGGUAUCCUCUUACCCUUUGUAGAGAAAGAUGAUAAAACUGCUGACAAUCGGGAGCUGUACCUUCACGGAGAGGAUCCCCAUCGACCAGGCUACACAAUUCAGGAACUCUUCAGGCUGGCCCGGUCAAAUGUAACGCAGCAACGGAUUCAGGCACUAAAUGCAAUAGCAGGGAUCCUCCGGAUCUACAAUCAGGGCUUCUACGAUGACAUCUCAGAGCUUCCAAUUUCAAAAAUUUUCUUCCUCCUUCGCUUUGCUCUCGAUGACUCCGCCACAGCUGUUGUGGAAGCUGCAGCAAAGGGACUCUCCUCCCUCUUUUCCAAUGAAAUCGACGAACUUCUCCUGGACACCCUCUUUGAGACUCAAUUGGGAAUCAUUCAGCCCUUGUUUGGGAAUGCAGAAGCCGGCGAUGGAUUGGAGAAAAAUUUCUCAAAGCUCAAAAUUGAGAGCACAGAUCUCGAUGAGGAGAUGAGUAAUAUUGAGCAAAUGAAUGAUUUUCACCUUGCUGAGACAGAUCUCGUGAAAUGUCUCCUCAGGACGAAUAUUCUCAAGAGAAUUCACUUCCUCCUGGCCUAUGAACAAAUCCCUGACACAGGAGUUAUUGCCCUGACGCGUAUUCUUGUGAGAAUUUGCAGGGAAGGAUGCGCAAGGGAUGUACUGGAGAGGGAGGAAAUUCUUCCUUGUUUAAUCCGGAAGCAUCUCGUUGGGAUGAAUGAGCUUCCCGAGGGCAGUGGGAAGGUUCAAGCGAUGAUAUUGAAGCUCCUGAGGAUUACUGUUUGUGCCUUAAAUUCUCCGAAUCUCCUCAAACAGCUCAAUAUCCUUCCAAUCCUGAUGGAAUAUUGCCACACACGAAGAGAUCUAAAUGCGGAUUUUCUUCAACUUCAGAUAGAAUCUUAUCGUUUGGUACGCGUUUGGUUGGCUUUUAACCCAUCAGAGCCCAAAUUAAAUGACUUCCUUCCAGCAAUUGCAUUAGCUCUUGAAUGGCACUACAAUGCUAUGCCCUUUGCCAAUGGUUCCCUGCAGCUAAGACAGCACGCUGCGGUCAUAAUCUCUGUCCUCAAUCACAUAUCCUUUGACUGGAGAAACAGUAUCUGCUCCCCAACACUUCAGCUGUGCUUUGGGAAGUGGACAACUCUCUAUUCUCAAGGGAAGAAUCACGAUUUCUCCCACAAUAUCCUUAUUACGUGCUGCUUUGAGCUCAUCUCACGUCAACCUCAGCACCUUGUUGGGGAAUUUGUGACCAAAUACUUCCAGAAUUUCUUGGAAAGUGAGAAAUUUUCCUCCCUAUGGGAUGAUUUAAUCACAACAUCCCCAUUAAUUCAUUCCCGGAAGGAUCGAAGGAAGGUUUUUGAGGCUCUUCCGAAUCUUGGAAGUGUUGCCGUGGACGACAAUCCGGGAGAACCUCAGUUGAAACUUCCCUACAAUUAUCCGGGAAGUGCUCUUCUGAGUGCUGUGGAAAUUGCAGCCGCCUCAGUCAAAGCUUAUGGAUUUACUUUGAACUUCCGGAGGGAGGUUGAAAGGUACCUGAAGGCUUUUGUGGAAGCACGAAUUGAAGCUUCAUGUGAUUGGUUUUGGCAGCAUGAAAUCAAGCUGAUUCUUGUGCUUUUGCAAAUGGAUUUGUGUGAGAAGAAUUUAAUCUUGAGAACAGGUAUGAAGGUUGUUGGGCUUCUGCGAGGUUGUGAGAAUAUGGGAUGCGUCCGGAAGUUGCUGGACAGUGUGAUCUUCAGUGAGAAAUUCUAUGGGAAUUCCUCGAGAAAUCAAUGCGAAGAUUUCAGCAGUUGGAGGUCAAUUUAUUGGAAAUUCUAUUCGAUGAAUUUAGAGGAAACUUCCACAGCUCUCGUGAAACUCUCAUGCAGCGACUGGGAUAAGGAAUUACUGCCCCAAGACUGGCCACUAGCCUUCUUAACGAUCUUCCUGCAGCAGCACACUUCAGAUCAAAUGCAGCUGCAUAUUCUCCCCCAAGUUGAAGAUGAAAUUAUCACAGCUUCAAUGGGACUUUUGGGUAUUCUCGAGGAAAAUUCCCUAAUCCCCGUGUCACCAUCAGAGGAAUUCAUGUACCUCAUGAUGCCCUUCCUCAGCACCGAAUGUCGCUUUAUGGAACCAACAGUGAAAGACAUUCUACGUAGGAGAAUCUCAAGUCUCUUUGCACGAUGUCAAGUGUUUGAUUUCACCCUCAAACUGAAAGGUAAACACGACUUCGAGAGCGUGUACACGGUGUUCCUAAAUCACUUUCAAAGCUCCAGCUAUGGAGAUGAUUUAUUCAGUGCCAUGGUGAUGGUGCCACUGGCGCAGAAAUAUGACGCCAAAUGGAGAAAAAUGAUUUGGUCCGAACACAUUGCUGUCCUUCGUUUCAUCACCUGCACCGUGGAGCAGCUCUGUGUUGGCUCAAUUGACCCAUAUCUCGAACCACCUGAAACUGACUCAUCCCUCCUGAAGCUCUACAGUCGUGCCCUCAAUUCCAAUUGCCUCCGGAAGGAUUCGCUUCCUCACAAAAUUGCUCAGCAUCACCUAAUGAGAUCCAGCUUAAGCAGAAAUUCAUUCAGCAGCUCUGCAAUGUCUUAAUUAUUUUACAUUUUGCCCCACAUUUUGUCACCCAGUUUAGUAAAUAAAUAAAUUUUCUACCCAAUAAAACUCACGACGAUGUCACAAAACGUCCCGGCGGGGAGGGCGUAAUGAUUGAUGUUCACGGAGCAUGCAAUCAAACGUGAAAUCGCAUGGCGCAGUUUUAAUUUUCCAUUAAGAUAUGCAAAUACUUUUUAAUUAAACAUAGAGCAAAAUUUUGUUGUUUGCCGCAAUUUGGCUGGGAGGACGCCGUAUGUGGUGUGUUGGUUGUCGCAUGAUUGCAAAUCAAGGAGAAAAUAUACAUAUAUGUUGUAGCAGCAGUCAUGUGCAGAGAUUGCAGGACUUUUGCCAGCAAAGUCCUUAACUCUUUGAAUUUUUUAGAUUUUAUUUAAGAAAAAAAAAUCAAAUUAUUUUGGUGAAUGUUUAGUAGGCUGUGAAGUUUAUCAAAAUCGGUC